Messenger RNA from Octopus sinensis (East Asian common octopus), 2367 nucleotides. Its product is annotated as protein Wnt-1-like. The transcript has 5 exons. Bases 354 to 1604 code for a protein of 416 amino acids. The record is from RefSeq and is a predicted model, not a curated record. Gene Ontology annotation, cellular component: extracellular region. Gene Ontology annotation, molecular function: frizzled binding; cytokine activity. Gene Ontology annotation, biological process: cell fate commitment; neuron differentiation; canonical Wnt signaling pathway. NCBI's taxonomy places the organism in Eukaryota, Metazoa, Mollusca, Cephalopoda, Octopoda, Octopodidae.
UUUUGGGAAAUGAUAGUUUUGUCUCUUCAAUAUGCUUGUGAAGUUCAUUAAUGGAUAACAUACAUUCUUAUUGAUUUCUACAUUUUCAAUAAUAUUGUGCUCUCUUACUAAUCUUUCAUUAUCAAUACUGACACAUCAACUGAAAUAUUCACGGACAAAUUUCCUGUUUACGGAGUCCCUUUCUGAUAUUCCUAAGUAAUUUCUUCGUAUCAUCGUACAUCUAUUUAAGAUCAUAUAAUUCUCCAUUCCUUUAUGACUGUAGACUUAAUGGGGGGCAAUCAAUUAAUAAUUCAUAUUAUUUCAGUCCAAACCAUAGUACUUUAAAAAGAAAAGAAAAGAACCCGAGCUGGAUUAUGUUAACUGAUUUGUUCAUACACUUUACAACGAAUUACAGCAGCAGUAGUAGUAACAGCAGCAGCAAAAGUAGCAGCAACAGCAGCAGCAGUAGUGACAGCAACAACAAUAACAACCACGGAGUAAAGAUGAAAUGUAUUUUUUUAAUUCUCUUGUUGUGUGUCAGUAUCAAUUAUUCAUCGAAGAAAGUCAAGAAAAGUCGUUUUAGGGCAGUAAGGUGGUGGACACUGGCGCAUGCAGAAUCCAUUAAUAACAUGUUGGUACCACAAACACAAAUACAAAAUCCAACUUCGUUACCACUAACAAGAAGACAAAGAAAUUUAGUUUCAAAAAAUCCAGGGAGUAUUACCGCUGUUUACCAAGGGGCAAAACAAGCUAUACUUGAAUGCAAAUACCAAUUCAAGAGUAGACGAUGGAACUGCCCGACGUAUGAAAGUGGACGAGGAAGUUCAGUUUUUGGGAAAAUUCUCCAAAAAGGAUGUCGUGAAACAGCUUUCAUAUAUGCAAUAACGUCAGCUGCAAUAUCACACGCAGUCGCUAGAGCAUGUGCCGCAGGAACUAUUUAUACAUGUUCAUGUGAUUAUUCUGCAAAACCACCAGGGUAUGAAACUGCUUCUCCUGGCUCAAACAACUGGAAGUGGGGCGGAUGUAGUGAUAAUGCAAAAUUUGGACAUAAAUUCGGACGGAGAUUUGUUGAUGUCGUUGAAAAAGGACAAGAUAUACGGUAUAUGAUGAAUUUACACAAUAAUGCAGCAGGUAGAGUGCACGUAACAAGUGAAAUGAGCCAAGCCUGUAAAUGUCAUGGUAUGUCAGGAAGUUGUCAAAUAAAGACGUGCUGGAUGAAACUACCUUCGUUUAGAAAAGUUGGAGACUUAUUAAAGGAUCGAUUUGAUGGUGCUACCAGAGUCCUUCCUGGUAAUGCAGGUAGUGAUCGAAGGCGCCGAAGAAAAUUUACAUUUACACCUUUUGAUCCGAAUCACAAGCCACCAACCAAAAAAGACCUUGUCUAUUUUGAGAAGUCGCCAGAAUUUUGUAACCAAAAUAAUGGAAUUGGUUUCAAAGGAACAGUUGGUCGAGAAUGCAAUGAUACAUCCCUUGGACUAGAAGGUUGUGACCUUAUGUGUUGUGGCCGAGGUCACCAAUCUCAGAGUUACAUGGUUCUAGAACGAUGUAAUUGCACUUUCCGCUGGUGCUGUGAGGUCAUGUGUGAAGCGUGUAAAGUCACAAAAAUGAGGCACACGUGCCUAUGACAAUGGCUCCAAAUUUAAGCAUAUCUGAACCAUCGGGUGAAUAUUUGAAACAAAUAUAGUAAAUGAAACUACUGAAGCUAUGAAUUAAGACUGUAUUAUGAGCCCUGAAUGGAUAAAUAAACACUGAGACUGUAUAGGAAGGGUUUGAAGAUUUUAAAAUAUCAAGAUGCUUAAUCUGAUGCCACAAAAAAUUUGAGAAUGUAGAAGUUGCACCAACCCAUCCUUCAAAUGAAUGUCAAUGUUGCAAAACAAACAUUUAUGAAAUUAAAUGUAUAGUGGACUGUUUGAUGCAUAAACACUGAAAAUAUGGCAAAGUUAAGUUUGCAAAAGUGACAAGUUUAUACUCAUAUAUGUGAACUUAUAUAUUUUUAUAAUUAUGCACGUAUAAACACCUCAUAAACGCUCCAUAUGUGUAAAAUAAUGUAUAUUUAUAUGCAUAAAAAUUAUGCGCAAAAUCAUAUAUAUCAAAAUAAAUUAUAAAUUGUAACUUUUAUGAAUGCUCAAAGGAAGGGGGAAAGUAUACGAGAAGGUAUAAAAUGGGAAUAUAACUUCUUUUUUAAUUAAUAUCCUUGUUGUUUCUUUAAAAUAUGUAUAUGUAGUAGGAAAGUUUGUUCAAUUGGUAAAUAAUUUUAAAAAGAUAUCAAAUCAUUCGUGUAUAUUACAGCUCACCAGAUAACACAAUUGUAAUUAAUAAAAAUCCAUAUUUAUAUUAUGUGCAUAUAUAUGUAAUAUAUAAAAAAAUGUACAUACGAAUAUACACGCA